AUGGCUGAGCUUCAACAAAUCCACCACAACUUGUCGGUGAAGACAGACCUUGUCAAUUCUUUGAAAUCGCUAGGUGACUUGCUUCGUGAAGAGCAAUGGAGAUCAAACGAAGCGUGUCGUCCCUCGAUUACACAGACAUUGGAGCUUGUGAAGCUCAGUAACGAAGCAGCGUCCGAGGGACUCAGAGUAUUGGUCAACUACACUGCAGACAAUGACGAGAAUCGAAGAUUCAUGACAAGUGAAAGCGAACAAACCAAGGCGUUCUGGGAUUGGGCCGUGGACCUGUUGGGCAAAGAUCCUGUGGUGAGCCAGCGGGUGGUGAUACUCAUGAGCCAAUUCAUCCACAACGUCAGCGAAGAAGAUUCUACAAAGUUUACGGCAUUUUUGGGGCAGUUUACAAAACAGCUCGUCAAUUUUCUUGCUCAGAACGAGGUUGAAGAGGUUGCUGGUGUCGUUGAGAUUCUAGCGGAACUUCACGAAAGGGCCUUGGGUGGAAUUUCCAUGGAGGAGGCAAGCGGCCUCAAAAAGUCAGUUGUCGGUACUUUCAAUACCGGCGACGAGGAGCUUAUGCUCUAUUCAGCACAGCUUUUCCACAAGCUCACGGCAAUUGACCAGUUUGCCUCGCUCUUCCAAGACCCCCACAGUACUUUACAUUUUCUAGAGAAAGUGCCUGAGGGUGAAGAGUCACUACGAACAAAAAGAACGCUUUUCGCGGCUCACGGCAACAUCUUCUCUCUGCCUGGCUAUGAUAAUUGGAACAACGUGGAAAAAAGCAUCCGUUUGUGUGUGGAUUCCCAAGCAGAUCUCUACGCUGUUGCAGCCGCCGCCAUAGACGUCGGUAAUUGCGUGAGGAGUGAAAAGGAUCAGCAGAAAAUCACCAAACUUAUAGAGGAUACGGUGACGCUCGAAACGUUCAUAGGUCUGCUCGUUCAGCGUCCGUUUGGCGACGUGGUCCAGCUCCAAUGUGUCCACUGCUUCACCAACCUCAUGCUGCAGCGCACAAGCAGCCUACUUGCAGCCAACUCCACGGCGUUGGCCCGUCUCAACAAAAUUGUGCUCGACAAUGGCCAAUUCUACCCCGAGAUCGCAAAUCUCCUCUUCAAGUUCAUGAAGAAACUCAUCCGAGUCGCUUUUGUAGAAGCUGGCGGGGACUUGCUUGGGUGCAAACAAGUGUGGGAACUCUAUGCGGAAACCAACGCCGAGGGCCACCAAGAGGUGGUGUUCGCUUUGCUCCAAGCGCCAGAAGCAAAACACCUAUUAAUAGAAGAGGACGUUGGAUGUGAGCUUCUUGCCGCCCUCUUUUCCGUCAACCAGCUGCAAGUGCAAGCCCAUGUUUUGCUCGAGCAGCUCAAAGCCCAGGCGGUAUUCUUCGCCAGCGCCGCGGCAUUUGUAGCGGCCUCUAUAGACAGACCCCAGGUGGAUAGCGCGAUCGUCGAACCUUUUGCCAAAUUCAUGGAGUCGGUAAGUGGGGCCAUUGGGCAACAGGAGCCCCCAGAAUCUGGAGGCAACAUUGUGGCCAACAACUCCAAGUUCGUUGCGGCAAGCGCCCUUAACUUUUUCGAGGAAUUGCUGCCUCUGAUUGCCUGUUCCGCUGCCAUAGAAACCUGUGAGCAGUUCCUCAGGUCGCACUGA
This is a messenger RNA of Candidozyma auris, 1632 nucleotides long. RefSeq lists its product as uncharacterized. The record is from RefSeq and is a predicted model, not a curated record. Lineage: Eukaryota; Fungi; Ascomycota; Pichiomycetes; Serinales; Metschnikowiaceae. Bases 1 to 1632 code for a protein of 543 amino acids. The transcript has a single exon.